GACGCCGCCCGCUGAGGGAGGACUCGCUUUGCCACGUCGGUCUGAGCGCUGAGAGAGAGAGACUGGAGCGGACCUCGCCUCCCUGCAUCCCCUCGCUGCACUCAGCACAGCCCGGGCUCUGUUCUCCAAAAUCCUGGCUCUCUAACACCCGCCGGAACAGCCGGUCACCCGCCGUUACUCUCCCGCCUUCCCUCCUUCAUUAACUCCCGCGCUGUCUGUCCGGAGCCGCGGAGCUGAGAGAGAGUCUCCGCAGCCGCAGCGCUCGCUCUGGACUCGGCUCUUCUCCUUACCGCGGGGGACUGAUGUCUCUGACGGAUGUCGACCGGGCUGCGCUGGGCGAGGCCGUGAGGACGUGUCACAUUGGAGCUGCCUGGGUUGUGGUGGUGGUGGUGGUUGACGAGGGAGCUGGACAUGCCCGGGGGCCGUAGGGGUCCGAGUAGACAGCAGCUCAGCCGCUCGGCGCUGCCGUCCCUGCAGACUCUUGUAGGGGGCAGCCUCAGCAACGGGACUGGCCCCAGGAGCAGGAGCAGCAAUUCAGUGGGUCUGACGGCCCCACCCCUCACCACCCUGAUCACACCCGAGCCUGUGCGUCACUCUCGUAUCCCAGAGCUUCCUCUCGACAGCAGCCUGCUGUUUGAGUUCCUGCUCUUCCUCUACCUGCUGGUGGCGCUCUUCGUACAGUACAUCAACAUCUACAGGACUGUAUGGUGGUAUCCUCACAGCCACCCUGCUGCCUCUACCUCGCUCAACUUCUAUUUGAUUGACUACCACCUGGCCAUCUUCAUCACUGUGAUGCUGGCCAGAAGACUAGUGUGGACCAUCGUCUCGGAGGCCUCUCAGACAAGCCCGUCGUCAUUGGUGCAGUAUGUGCUUCUGAUCGUGGCCAGGCUGAGCCUGCUGACUCUCUGCGGUUGGGUUUUGUGCUGGACCCUCGUCAACCUCUUCAAGACUCAUUCGGUGCUUAACCUGCUCUUCCUGGGCUACCCGUUUGGUGUUUACGUGCCGCUGUGCUGCUUUCACCAGGAGGGACGCUCACAGCCGACCCCCACUGACUGCAGCUUCUCCGAGCAGGAAGGGACGGACAGCUCUCUGCUUAGACCAAAGGACUUUCUGGCUCUCCUCCGCGAGAACCUGAGAGAGCAGUUCUCCAGCCCCACCCACGUCCCCGCCCACACCUGUCCCCCCUCACCUGAGCUCAUCCGGAGCGAGGUGGAGGAGCUCAAGAGUGACUUUAACCGCCGAAUUAAAGAAGUGCUCUUCAACUCACUCUUUAGCGCCUACUACGUAGCCUUCCUGCCGCUCUGCUUCGUCCAGAAUACACAGUACUAUGAUAUGCGAUGGUCCUGCGAGCACUUGAUCAUGGUGUGGAUCAAUGCAUUCGUCAUGUUGAUGAGCCAACUCCUGCCACCCAGCUACUGCGACCUGCUGCACCGCUCAGCAGCUCAUCUGGGCCGCUGGCAACGGCUUGAGCACGGCUCCUACAGCAACGCACCACAGCAUGUGUGGUCAGAGAGCACCAUCUGGCCUCAGGGUGUUCUGGUGCGACACAGCCGCUGUCUGUAUAAAGCCGUGGGGCCGUACAACGUGGCCUUGCCCUCUGACGUCUCCCACGCCAGGUUUUAUUUCUUGUUUCAUAAGCCAUUGCGGAUCCUGAACCUGCUGAUCGGGAUCGAGUCGAGCGUGGUGCUCUACCAGCUGUAUUCUCUGCUGCGCUCCGAGCGCUGGAACCACACGCUGUCGCUGGGCCUCAUCCUCUUCUGCAACUACUACGUUCUGUUCAAGCUGCUGCGGGACCGCAUCGUGCUGGGCAAGGCCUACUCCUUCCCACUCAGUGGAAACGGCCUGGGCCUGAAGUCUCAGUGAGGCCCCGGCCAGCAGCUUCGGAGGACCAGAGCGUGUGCAGAGGAGGGAAAAAAAGGGGUUAAAAAAAAAAAGGAAUGACUGUGAAACUCCUCCAGCUGUUUAUUUUGAUACGGUUCUAUUUUCAUGCAAUGUUUAUAUCUAUUUAAGAAAAUAUUUUUAUUUUGUAUACUGUUACACGAAUGAACACGGGGCAUUACGUUUCUGCAACGUGAUGUCAUUUCCUCCCCCGUGCGAAAUUUUGACAAGAAAAAAGGUAAAAUAUAUAAAUAAAAGGAGAAAAAAAAAGAGAAAAGUAUCGCAGACGGGGAGGAGUGUCGAGGCCUUGUAGCAUGCGUCUCACACGACGUCCGAAUUCCGCCAAAGAUGUUCUUAAACAGGCAGUCAGUCUUGAGCGAGAGGAGAGAGAGAAAGAAGGAGAGGAGCUCAAACGACCAAUCAGAACAGAAGACUGAGAAGAGGAUGGAAAGUAUCCAGUCCAUUGCCUGUGUAGUGAAUGCUGUAUUGUAUUGUUUGUUUUCAUUACAUUACUGUAUUUUAUGAUUAAUAUCUGUUUAUAGCGUGAUAUUGCUGCAUUUUAUCAGACUUCAGUUUUUUUUGUUUAGUUUUGUUUCUGUUUUGUUUUGGUCAGUUGCUUUCUUUUUUUUUUGUUUGUUUUUUUGUUCUUUUGGAAGCUUAUGCAGCAGCGACUUUGUUUUCCCUGUUUAUUCAUGUCUAUCUCUGUGCCAAAACCCAGGAUGCUGUGGAAGCCUUCCUCGGUUAAUGUGUUCAUCAUUCUUCAUGGGCGUGGCCAUGUGGAUGCAGGGCGGGGCCCAUGGUCUGUCCAGCUUGCAGUAUUUGACACAAUGCAACAUUAUUUCAAAAUGCCAUGGCAUCCAGAAUAAACAAAAAUGGUUUAAUUCUC
Astyanax mexicanus (Mexican tetra) is the source of this 2764-nucleotide messenger RNA. RefSeq names its product transmembrane protein 39A (gene tmem39a). Bases 412 to 1863 code for a protein of 483 amino acids. Gene Ontology annotation, cellular component: endoplasmic reticulum membrane. Gene Ontology annotation, biological process: negative regulation of autophagosome maturation; negative regulation of autophagosome assembly. The record is from RefSeq and is a predicted model, not a curated record. The transcript is spliced from 9 exons. Lineage: Eukaryota; Metazoa; Chordata; Actinopteri; Characiformes; Acestrorhamphidae.